This is a messenger RNA of Cryptomeria japonica (Japanese cedar), 2104 nucleotides long. RefSeq names its product rust resistance kinase Lr10-like. The transcript has 3 exons. Gene Ontology annotation, biological process: protein phosphorylation. NCBI's taxonomy places the organism in Eukaryota, Viridiplantae, Streptophyta, Pinopsida, Cupressales, Cupressaceae. Bases 127 to 2016 code for a protein of 629 amino acids. The record is from RefSeq and is a predicted model, not a curated record. Gene Ontology annotation, molecular function: polysaccharide binding; protein kinase activity; ATP binding.
UAUCUCUUUCUACGCACUUUCUCCUACCCCUUUCUUUAGUCUUCAACUGACUUUUUUUGUUAUUACCUUCGUUUUAAUGUUCCCCUGCUUCUCAUUUUGCCUUGUUCCUCCUUUCAGUUCUAUAGCAUGAAUAUGGCAGCACUUCAGACGGUUCUCACUCUUCUCCAACCCCACGCUCUGCGUUUAAGCCGCUUCCUCUUCUUUGUCGCAAUUUCAUUAUCAUGCUUGGCCUUUCACUGUAAUGAAGCGUGUGAUGUUUUCAGCUGUGGGGAUUACAGUUUGGAUUUUCCAUUUGGCCUGUUUGGCAGCGGCUGCGGUGACCCUAAGCUUCAGGUAAAGUGUGAUAAUGCAACGAAGAUGCCUCUAAUUACUAUCGGUGGCUACCAAUACUACAUACGGGAGCCCCACAUUUUAUCCCCGGCAGCAGUGGUACCAGAUUCUUACCCUACCAUGAUGAUAUUAUUCAAGCAAUUUGAGCAAGAUGCAUGCAAUUUCUCAGAUAGCGUCUAUGAUCAAUUCUGGAGUGCCAUACAAUUCCAUAUUGUAGAUGGAUACGCAAAUAUAACACUGUCAACAUUUUGCACUGGGUCGUAUGGAGACCCGUACUCGCCCAAUUUGAUGUGUAAUGAACAUAAAUACUAUAAUGACAGUCUUCCAGGUUCGAACAUAGUUUGUGAAUCGGACUUCAGGAUUGCCGUGAAUGAAACUGACUUAAAAUUGGGAAAACGUCUGCCUCAGAUUACUGGCGAAGGGAUCAAUAUAACGUGGCAUGCUAGCAAAUAUUGCGAGUCUUGCACGAUAGAUAGCAUAAAUUGUAGUAAUCUCAGAACCUCAUCUUUCUGCUACUGCGAUGCUAUGUCCUAUUCGCAAUGCUCCAAUGGGAAGUCGAGUAAGAAAGCUAUUAUUUUAGGUGAGGCCAUUGGAGGCGGUGUCUUAUUCGUAGCUGCGAUACUGAUUGUGAGUUUUUGUUGCAAGAGAUCAUCGGCCGCUCUGGAACCUUCUCUUACGAAAGUGGAGCGAUUCCUUGAUGAUUAUGCUCAUGAAAUGCCCACCAGAUAUUCUUAUUCUCAACUGAAGAAGAUCACCAGCAAGUUCGCAGAUAAAUUGGGGGAAGGAGGUUUCGGUGUGGUUUAUAAAGGAAAACUUCCCCGUGGCAAUUUGGUUGCUGUCAAAAUUCUGGAUCAGUCAAGACACAGUGAAACUCAGUUUAUGAACGAAGUUGCAACCAUUGGAAGGAUCCAUCAUGCUCAUCUGGUUCGCCUGAUGGGGUAUUGUUUUGAUGGCUUUAGAAGCGCGCUCAUAUAUGAGUACAUGGUGAAUGGGUUUCUGGAGAAGUUCAUAUUUGCCGGAGAAAAGAAAGGAAGAAUUCUAAACGGAGAAGAGCUUUAUUCAAUUGCUUUGGGUACUGCCCGCGGAAUCGCAUAUCUACACCAAGAUUGUCAGCGGCGUAUAAUUCAUUUUGAUAUUAAACCCCACAACAUAUUACUGGAUGAAGAUUUCACACCAAAAGUAGCUGAUUUUGGUCUGGCUAAACUCUGUGGGAAGAAAGAGGACCAUAUAUCAAUGACAGCCGCAAGAGGAACGCCAGGAUAUGCUGCUCCAGAGGUGUGGAAUAGAAAUUUGGGACCUGUUACAGACAAAUCAGACGUUUACAGUUUUGGAAUGGUACUAUUGGAGAUUGUUGGAAGAAGGAAGAAUAUUGAUUUACAAGUAAGCCGAUCCAGUCAGUUGUUUCUUCCAGAGUGGGUAUUCAAAUUGAUGCAGAACGGGCAGAUGGAGAUGAUGUUGAGAGGAAGAGCAAAGGAAGAAAUCAAAUGGGAAGACGAAGAAAAGGCGACGAGACUGGCCAAAGUAGGAUUAUGGUGCAUUCAGUACAACUCCAGAGAUCGACCAAGCAUGAGCAGAGUGGUUCAAAUGUUGGAAGGAAAUGGUGAUGAUGUGAGCAAUCCUCCCCUGCCUUUCAACUCGGCCCCUGCGUCUCAAGCUUCUAGCGAAGAAUUUUCUUCCACGGUGUAAAACUGCCCUUCAGUCGUGCAUUGACUUUAGAAGUCUCUGUAAUGAUUAUUAAGAUAUAGUUAAAAACGUAGAGAAAAGAUUGUAUAUG